AUGGACCGUGCACAGCAGCUGUGCGACCCUUUCCCGCCAGCAGCAGUCCCGUCGAUUCUCCAUCGUGAAAUUUCCCCAAAAAUCACCAGCGCCCCGUCCCUCAUCUUCCUCCGUCGGCGACAGCCGACCUGUCGAGUAGAGCCCCACACCGGUCAGAGAAGUUCCGCCCCUCUUCAUCAUCUCCGGCGAGCAACACCUUCGCCGGCGUUUUAUCUCAGCCCCUGUACGAGCAGCACGCGUGACUCUUUCCGGCGAGAAGUAGUUCCGUCGAGCCUCCUCAGUCCACCCGGAGUUUUAUUUCCGGCGAGCAAAAUCCCAGCAGCCGCCGGCAGUCCUUCUCAGCCGCACGACUCCUUCCAGCGAGCAACAGCGGGUCCCAGCCAUUAUCCCCGUCGACGAUCGAGCGACAAGCCCGUUAGUCGCUGUGAGCAACCAACGACCCACGAGCAGCAGGUCCUACGUGUCGGUUGGGUCGAGGAAGUUGUCGGCGGAUGCCCCAGUGACCUACAGAGCCUACGCAAUGCAAUGCAGCCAGUGACCGCACGUGAGCUACCCAUCGGCGCAACUGAGUGCGAGGCUGAGACCAGCCACAGCACCAGAACACAGCGGCCGCGCGUCUGGUGCCAACUGCGGUCUGACCCGAGCCACCGACUAGCUACCGGACCGCACUGGUCGAGCCAGAACCGGGCUAGAGGCAAGACCGAACACAUUUUGAGCAUCCCGAGUUAUGUUUAG
Messenger RNA from Striga asiatica, 735 nucleotides. Lineage: Eukaryota; Viridiplantae; Streptophyta; Magnoliopsida; Lamiales; Orobanchaceae. The record is from the annotation of a GenBank genome assembly.